AUGAUACGAGCACUCCUUCAUGCAGUGCUUAUGGCUUCUAUCCUAUCGGUUGCAGUCAGCUACAAAGAUGGUGAGCUUGAGGAGUCCAACAGCACACAUCUUGAUGGCAGCGACUACUGGAUUCACGAUACCUCGUAUAUGUACCGUCCACGUUGGCAUCGAUUACCGGAAGGCAAGAUUGUACUACUCAAUGAUUCGACUUGCAGUAACUGUCCGGAGUAUCGUGCUGCAGUUGAGAACAACUCGUCAUGGAUUUCCAAAUGGAUGCUUUCCACUGAGGGUCAUCGGACACUACAUAAAGACGUACCUCGGCUUCUGUUGUACAACCUCGUAUCUCCAAUGGACUACGGACGAUCAUUGCGAUCGGACAAUGUGCGUCGUCGUCGCAACAAAGCGGUGCGCAUGUUUCUGGCGGAUAACUUGGCGCUCCCGCUCGUCAAAUCUCUCGGUCGGGUAGCUUGGAAUCUCAUUCAGACUCAUUAUAUCGACACUCUCAAAGACGAACUGUUCGUGCAGCGCUUAGCGAUGAUGAACGCGAGUGAGAUGAUACAGGAGCUCAACAUUUCGCUUUCGGAAGAAAUGAUCGAAGCGAUAGGAUCUGAGGAUAGGUACCGGCAGAAUACAACGAAGGAAUACAAUUAUAACGGAGCGAGUACGCGAGCCUCAUUGUAUGCGCGGUACUCGACAGCUUUUGCUCCGUACGAAGGUUAUUUGGACCGCUAUUACACCCGGGACGAUACUUUCUCUCCGCCCACAUUUCCUGCUGACAGCUAUCCGUGGCUUUGGUCGCCACAGCUAGACUUGGCACGGAUGAUCGCGACACAGCUGGUGCAGUCAUUUGAUAUCGACAAUGAUGGAGCCGAUGUGGUGAAUGCCACUUUAAGUGCUGGAGAACAGGUUGACUCCUGCUCGCUGAAUGGUGCUGGGAGCGGCACACGCUGUCAGAAUCUUUCGCGACAAGCCGACGUAUUUUCUUCCGAGAACAAGCUCCACGCGUCGACAUCUGCAAGCGAAAGUACUGCUAAGGAAGGGGCAAGUUCGACUUUGCACACUGACGACAAUAACGUGAGCGCAGACGAUAUAUGUGCGCUGGAUCGAAUCCACAUGCAGCUCCAGGAGUACCACUUUGACACGGGUAUCCCUCGUCUAGCGAUCCGCCCAAACGUAUCACACUCCGUCUUUCCUUCGUUUGCAAAUUUCCUUCGGGCGUCAAUCGGUUCAAACGCAGCUGCUAACGUAUCUACUCAAUCCAGGUGCAGCAGCUCCUAUGAUUUAAGCAAAGCUAAGAUGGCGCAACCGAGGUGUUCGGAGAUACAUGUACACGACGAUGGUACUGGCCUUGGCAAUGUGACGGACAUUUUGUCGAGAUGCGAAGUUUACGCUGCACUCACGCACUAUUACACGUACCCUUCUACCGAUGGUGAUGGAGACGAUAAUACAGGUGAAUGCACUAUGGAGCAAUUGUGUCGUAUGCACUCUGGAGUGACGGUAUACACGCCGUCACUAACAACGGCUAGGCUGCUUCCUAUUUUUGCUAACACAAGUGUACCCUCGACCGCGAAAAGAGACAUUCGGUUGAAACUGUUGCUGGAGACGGUUUCGGUGGCCUUUGAAGCAGAGAAACGAGCACUACAGCACGGGCUGCGAGGUCCAUCCACUGUAUGGUACUCGAGUCACGACCUUGAUGUGGACGAAUUUGCUGAUGCCGUACUGGGCGCGUUCAACCUGUCUAUCAGCACGGAUACUGGAGACAACGAAUCUGCCUCGCUGCAUGUCUUCGAGCACCACAUGAAUGAACAAGUGCCAAUCCUGGACGAGGAGAUUUCGUACUACGCAGACACGAACUACGACACAAAAACCUUCAUGAAGCUUGACCGCACUACUUCCAAGCCAGAGAAUUUGGACGAAGAGGAGUUGGUCGUGAUAGUGGCCUCGCUAGCGAAGCAAAUGAAGGAACUCGAUCAAUCGAUCGCUAUUUAUGUGAAAGCUCGAGCUGCAAACCCGUUGUACCAAGAAGUUGUACAUGCCACUAUCCGUCAAGACUUUUACAACGGGAGUGAGUACACAAUGAUCGGCUUUGGCUUCAUCUUACCAGCGACAAACGACCAGAACGUGCUGUAUUACGACAUGAAACUACCAGUUCCGUUUCACCUUGUCAUCCGUCUGAUCGUGCGCUUCCAAGAGACUCGUUUGCUGCUGCCACGAGAGUCACGGCAGCUUUUAGUGUGUCUAGCGAUGGCAAACUUUGACCUUUCAUUUUACCGCUGUCGAGCUGCUACUACGUCGUCCACCGACUAG
Messenger RNA from Hyaloperonospora brassicae, 2298 nucleotides. Lineage: Eukaryota; Oomycota; Peronosporomycetes; Peronosporales; Peronosporaceae. The record is from the annotation of a GenBank genome assembly.